UUCUGAACCAGCUUUGCCACAACACCACACCACACCGUGUCGUUCUACAUCGCGACAUGCCAACCCCAGUAUUUUCUCACCGUGACUCACUAAAUGCGUGUGCUCACAAUGUUGUCCUCCUUUGUGCUCGUCCUUGUUUGGAUCUGUUUGCGCAAUGUGCAGCGACUUCACUUUCGGCCACAACGCAUCUUCCAUUGUUCGAUAUAGGUGUCCACCUUAAUUGUAGCUAAGGAGAAUCUCUCCGAUCCUCUUAUACCAUCUCAUUCCAUACACCGAGCUGCUCUCAACCAGUUGCUCACUCUCACAACAUGCCGCCGUCACCGAUGUCGCGAUACACCACACGCAGCCUUGAUGCAGAAAACUUUACAGAUGCAGCCGCUCCAGGGCAGGUUACAACGCUACAAACAUCUCCGCACAUCCGCUCCAGUGAUUUGGCCUUACCGAUCGUUGUACCCAUCGUUGUUGCGAUCGUGCUCAUCGUGGCCGUACUCCUGAUGCCAAAGGGUUUCUUCUUAAACCUGGUUUCUAAGAAGAAGCGCAAAGACACUGCCAGUACGCGAUCCUGGUUUGGCAGCACAAAAUCAAACGAGAAGCCAUCACAAGUCGAGCCCCAGCCAGCAUUUAUCGAGUCCCACAUCGGGAUGCUGCGUGCCUGGCAGAAGCCGACCGAACCGCAACCCCCGUUACCGCUUUACUCGGCAAAGUCAGAAUAUCCUAUUCGAACACCUCGUAUGACAUUCCAGGUCUGGCAAGAACGCCAGCGUAGCGCCGUGGUGAGACCCAAUCCUAUGCACGACUUCAGACCGACGGGCACUGGCAUCAGGGGUCCAGAAUACUGGAAGAGGGUCACAGACGAGAUGGAAGCACGCAAGUCAUGGUGGGAGAAGGCCAAGGAUAAGUUGCGAAUCUGAUAAAACUUUACCACAUGUCGUCCCACAGCUUGUUGACACUUUCUUGAUCUUUAUCGUUUGGCGAGUGCGAGUGCGAAUGCGAACGAG
Messenger RNA from Boeremia exigua, 998 nucleotides. RefSeq lists its product as uncharacterized. Bases 309 to 911 code for a protein of 200 amino acids. The record is from RefSeq and is a predicted model, not a curated record. NCBI's taxonomy places the organism in Eukaryota, Fungi, Ascomycota, Dothideomycetes, Pleosporales, Didymellaceae. The transcript has a single exon.